CAAUAAAAACCCGGUUGAAAACAUAACCUAAAAGUUGUUUUUUAUGUUUUUAAUAGAGACGCUAAAAAGCAAACCGGUUAUUUUCUUGGGAAAUUAAAAUAAUUUCAAAUAAUUUUAUUGUGAAAAAUGUCGAAGAAACCCGUGCCUUCAGAAUGGAGAAAACGAAUAAAAUCCGAAUAUAUGCGUCUCAGAUUAAUGAAGCGUUAUAAACGAGCAGACGAAGUGAAAAUAUCCUGGAAUCAAAAUCGCAAACUUCUUAAAGAUUUUCUUAAUGAAAAAAAUAAAGAAUGGACCGACGGAAGUGCAAUGUGGUUUGCAUUACAAGAUAUUCCACCUCAAUCGUUGAGUAAAAAGAAAGCUGUAACUAGUUGUUUUGAUGAAAACGAAACACAAUCACUUAAUAUCAAAAUAAUAAAUGCCGUUACGCCUAUUCCAACUGCUUACACGUGGGCUCCAAUCAAACAAAAUUUUAUGGUUGAAGAUGAAACUGUUUUACACAAUAUUCCUUAUAUGGGAGAUGAAAUUCUUGACAAAGGUGAUACAUUUAUUGAAGAGCUUAUUAAAAAUUAUGACGGCAAGGUACACGGUAAUGGAGAAUCAAAUUUUAUGGACGAUUCAAUUUUUUUGGAUUUAGUCAAUGCAUUGUUGAUUUAUGAAAAAGAUGAUAAAGUUGUGGAUGAACAGAAAAAGGAGAAAGAUAAAGAAAAUAAACGAAGUGAAAAUGAUCAUAAAAAUUCGUCUAAAGAUUUAUCAUCAUUUCCAUCGAUGCAAAUAUUUAAUGCAAUUGCCAGUGUAUUUACAGAUAAAGGUAAACCUAGUGAAUUAAAGGCAAAAUACAUUGAAUUAACACAAAGAAAUAAUCCAAAUGCAUUGCCACCUGAGUGUACGCCAAAUAUGGAUGGAAUUCAUGCAAAAAGUGUUCCAAGAGAACAAACGAUGAAUUCUUUUCAUACUCUAUUUUGUCGUCGAUGUUUUAAAUACGAUUGCUAUUUACAUCGUAUCGAGUUUCAUCAAGAGCCGAAUCUUAAAAAACGAAGAGAAUCCGAUUUGAGAAGAUUUACAGAGCCGUGCGGUGCAAAUUGUUACAUGCAUUUAGAAGGCGUGAAGGAAAAACUCGCGGCCCAAGUCAUUGAAAUAAAAGAAGAAGAUGUGAAAACAAAAAAACCAAGAAAAGUGCGAAAACAAUUAAGUGUCGACUCGGGAAAUGAAGACAGUGACGAAAGUAAUGACAGUAAACAAAGUAGCCGAAGUAGUUCACAAGAUUUCAAACUGAACGUCAAUAGAAAUUCCAAAUCGGAUAAAUUGACCGAUGAGGGAAGACAAUUAGUGAAUUUUUCCCCAUUUUCAUUGAAUUUGGAUGAUAAAUGUGACAAAUCAACAAAAGAUGUUGUUUGGACUGGUUCGGAACAAAGUUUCUUUCGUGCGUUACAUAAAGUUUUUCCUGGUAAUCCAUGUGCUCUUGCACAAAUAAUAUUGACGAAAAAUUGCACCGAAGUUUAUGAAUUCGCUCAAAAAGAAGCGGCCGAUAUACCAAGUGAAGAGAGUUCUGAGGAUCUCACACCACCGCGAAAAAAGAAAAAGAAACAUCGUCUCUGGUCAGUGCAUUGUCGCAAGAUACAGCUCAAAAAAGAUUCUGUUGCAAAUCACGUGCACAAUUAUUCUCCAUGCUCACAUUCAGGACGUCCUUGUGACAAAUCAUGUCCCUGUAUAAAGGAUCAAAAUUUUUGUGAAAAAUUUUGUGCUUGCAGUAGUGAUUGUCAAAAUCGUUUUCCUGGCUGUCGAUGUAAAGCUCAAUGUAACACUAAACAAUGUCCAUGUUAUUUGGCUGUACGUGAAUGUGAUCCCGAUUUAUGUCAGGCUUGCAGCUCGGAUCAAUAUGACGUUGCAAAAAUAUCAUGCAAAAAUGUUAGCGUUCAACGAGGAUUGCAUAAACAUUUGUUGUUGGCUCCAUCGGAUGUUGCGGGUUGGGGAAUAUUUCUAAAAGAAUCAGUAGCAAAAAAUGAAUUUAUCUCAGAAUAUUGCGGUGAAAUUAUUAGUCAAGACGAAGCCGAUAGACGAGGCAAAGUCUAUGAUAAAUAUAUGUGCAGCUUUUUAUUCAAUUUAAACAGUGAAUUUGUUGUUGAUGCAACUAGAAAAGGGAAUAAAAUAAAAUUUGCAAAUCAUUCGAUAAAUCCAAAUUGUUAUGCUAAAGUAAUGAUGGUGAAUGGUGAUCAUAGAAUUGGAAUAUUUGCAAAAAGAGCAAUUCAACCUGGUGAAGAAUUGUUCUUUGACUACAGAUAUGGACCAACGGAACAAUUGAGAUUCGUAGGAAUUGAACGAGAAAUGGAAUUCAUAUAAUGAGUAUAAUAUUUCUCAAAAAAGAAUUAUAUCGAUUUUAAUCAAUAUCAUUGCCUUAAAGUUCCAACUAAAAAAAAAAAAAAAAUACGUAACUUUCUCAUGAAAGUCUGACUUCUUUUUUUUUUUGUAUUUUAUCGAAAUAUAUAAACAAUUUUUUCAAUUA
This is a messenger RNA of Leptopilina boulardi, 2500 nucleotides long. Its product is annotated as histone-lysine N-methyltransferase E(z)-like. Bases 127 to 2337 code for a protein of 736 amino acids. Gene Ontology annotation, molecular function: protein binding; histone methyltransferase activity. Gene Ontology annotation, biological process: chromatin remodeling. The record is from RefSeq and is a predicted model, not a curated record. The transcript is spliced from 11 exons. NCBI's taxonomy places the organism in Eukaryota, Metazoa, Arthropoda, Insecta, Hymenoptera, Figitidae.